This is a messenger RNA of Lathyrus sativus (Indian pea), 2010 nucleotides long. The record is from the annotation of a GenBank genome assembly. Lineage: Eukaryota; Viridiplantae; Streptophyta; Magnoliopsida; Fabales; Fabaceae.
AUGCUAGCAGCGUGGAAUGUGCGGGGGCUUAACAACGCGGGCAAGCUUAGGGAGAUUCGCUCCCGUCUCCUAGAACUUUGUCCAAAAAUUAUUGCGUUACUAGAAACUCGUGUCAAAGUGAAAAAUGUACCUUCUGUCCGAAAUAAACUCAUGUUGCGGGGCAGCUUUGCAGACAACUACCAACAUCACGCUAAUGGCAGGGUAUGGCUGUAUUGGGAUUCAAAUGAAGUUGAUAUUAAAAGUGUUAAGUCUUCCAGUCAAUUCAUCUACAGUGGUAUUCAUGACCUGGCUGGGAAUUUCUUAUUUUGGUUAACUACUGUUUACGCCUUGAAUAGACCAAAGCAACGUCGCGUAUUAUGGAAUUAUAUUGUUGUCAUUUACGCGCAGCAGCAAGGCCCUUGGGUUUUAAUGGGUGACUUCGACAAUGUUAUCCAUAUCAAUGACAGAAUAGGUGGAAAUGAUGUGACAAAAACUGAAUAUAUCGACAUCUGCAGUAUGAUGGAAAACGUUGGCUUAUUUGAGAAGGAAAGUAAAGGUAGCUAUUAUACAUGGUCAAAUAAUCACACUGCAGGUACAAUCUAUUCUCACAUUGAUCAUGUGCUUGCUAAUGUUGAAUGGCUCCAACAGAAUACCGAUAUUACUCUCCAUAUGUUACCUCCAAGUGUGUCGGAUCACUCGCUAUUAUUCUUGACAGGUAAUGAUCAGGUACACAAACGGUAUAGAAAACCAAUCUUCAGAUUUUACAAUUGUAUUAUGGAUUUUGAAGGAUAUGGUGCACUGGUAGAGAAUAAUUGGAGCGUCCCAAUCAAAGGCAAUCCAAUGUUUAUCUUGUGGAAUAAGCUUAUGCGCUUACAACCGGCUCUGCGUAAUUUUAGUAAACCAGCCCGGCAUAAUGACCAGCAACUUAUUCAAGCUAGAAAUAGAUUAAACACGACGCAAACCUCCCUUGAGGCCGACCCGAUGAAUGCUACGAUAAUAACUCGAAUUAAGAAGCAGAAAGUAGAGAUUAUAAAACUGCAAGAACUAGAGGAAAAUAUACUGAGACAGAAAUCAAAACUUGAUUGGCUUAAGUGGGGUGAUGGCAACAACUCGUAUUUCCACGCAUCCGUAAAGGCCAAAAACAAUUCAAAAAAUAUAUCACAACUCAUUAAAGAAGAUGGCACAAUACUGACAGUGCAGGCUGAUAUUGAAGAUGAAGUCUUGGAUUAUUAUAAGAAUUUGUUAGGCACUGCUGAUAGCACAGUUUGUCACAUUGAUGUCACCGCCAUGAGAGAUGGACCACAGCUGAACAUGGAACAACGAUAUUACCUAUUGGCACCUAUAACAGAGAAGGAAAUUCACACGGCACUUAAAGGCAUUGGGGACUUAAAAUCACCGGGAAUUAAUGGUUACAGAGCCUGUUUUUUCAAAGGUAGCUGGGAAACCAUUCAAUCUAAUGUGGUAAAUGCAGUACAUGAUUUUUUCCGCCAUGAACGCUUAUUUAAAGCCUUUAACAGUACUGUGGUGACGCUUAUUCUGAAACAUUGUGAUGCUCAAUCCAUUAAAGACUAUAGACCGAUAGCAGGGUGUACUACUGUCUAUAAAAUAAUCUCAAAAAUACUUACUACAAGAUUGGGUAAAGUUAUUGGCGAUGUUGUCCACCAUUCGCAAGCUGCAUUUGUGCCGGGCCAACAAAUCCAUAAUCAUAUCCUAUUAGCGUAUGAACUGAUUAAAGGGUAUACCAGGAAAGGAGGCACACCUCGAUGUAUGCUUCAAAUUGAUCUUCAAAAAGCUUAUGAUAUGGUAAAUUGGGAUGCUUUGGAGUGUAUUAUGAAGGAAAUUGGAAUUCCAAACCAAUUUGUUAGAUGGAUAAUGAUUACUAUCACUUCUGUUACUUAUAAGUUCAACAUCAACGGGUAUCAUACAAAAACUAUCCAGGCGAAGCGGUGUAUCAGGCAAGGGGACCUUAUCUUCCCCCUAUUAUUUGUUAUUAUAAUGGAAUAUCUCAACAGAUGCUUUUGCAAAAUGUAG